Molecule: messenger RNA, 3300 nt
Organism: Pseudozyma hubeiensis SY62
Lineage: Eukaryota; Fungi; Basidiomycota; Ustilaginomycetes; Ustilaginales; Ustilaginaceae
Exons: 1
Coding region: 1-3300 (1099 amino acids)
Biological process (GO): cellular response to phosphate starvation; phosphate ion transport
Cellular component (GO): plasma membrane; Golgi apparatus; cytoplasm
Molecular function (GO): inositol hexakisphosphate binding
Source: RefSeq, a predicted model, not a curated record
AUGAAGUUCGCACGUUACCUCGACGAAAACACCGUCCCAGAGUGGAGAAAAGUCUACAUACAGUAUCGCGGUCUCAAGAAGCUCAUCAAGCGCGUCGCAGAGCAUCGCGAGGCAAGGUUACGCUUGCAAGCCGAGCUGGAUAUUCCUCACGCCCAUUCCAGCUCGACAGCGAUAGCUGGGUCUGCGUCAUCACCAGAUCCAUACAUUCGUCGUAGAAUCCCUGCUGGUGCCUCUUCCACCAACUCGGACCGGGAAGCACAGUCGACGCUCGCCUCCAGCUCCGGAUAUAAGCAGCGUACAGAUUACGGAGGCACCAAUGGCCCCGCUCCUUCGCUACCACAACUACCUCCUGUCACGCUUCAGGGGACGGGCCUUCGACUCUCCUCCGACAGCCCUUCCUACGAUGGGUCCACUCCUCCACGCGAUCCGGACUCGGAUCUCGAGGCUCAAGCCGUGACCCGGCCAUCGGCUCCGGCAGCACACACAUCCUCGCAGCUUCAUACACACCCAUCCAUAGACACAGCAGCCAGCGCAGACACGUCCGUCUCGCUUCACCGAGAUGCACCCACUGCAGCCGCCGCCGGCACCACCACCACCAACGUGCGCUACAAAGACGACGCUUCUCCGCCUUCACGAUCGGCAACCUCCCGCAGGGCCGACAGCUCCAGCGGCUCCAGCAAGCAACGACUCCUUGACCGAUCCGGCUCUUCUGCUCGCAUGUCCAAUCGCUCCCUCAAAGACGACCCUCCACAAACGCUCCAGGACCUCAUCGCCGCCAACUUUGACGACCAGGAAGCCAAGCUCUUCUUCGCCUGCGAUGCCGAGCUCGAACGCAUCGUCGACUUCUACGAAGCCCAAGAACAUUCCGCCGCCAAAAAGUACUCGCAGCUUGCACGACAGCUCCAGGAACUCGCAGAGCAUCGACGCGAGUACCGAGCAAAGUACAACAUCAGCGAUUCCGAUCGUACCGGUGCUGGUUCGCGUCGUCAUCGGAUGUCGCAGCUGCUCUCCAACCUGCCCGGAUCCAGGCUGAUUGCGGCAGACGAAGUCGCCAAUCGCGUCAAGGCGAUUCCUGCGCUCUCCAUCUCGAAAACGCGCGAUGCGCAGGGAUCGACGCCGCAGCCACCGUCGCGCUUCUCCACCGAUCUGUCGACCAACAACAACGGCAAGGGCCGCAGCGACAGUAGCGGCGAGGACGACGAUGCAGGCGGAAAACGUAGAGCGCAGGCGUUGGCAAAGAUGCAGGCCAGCUUGCGCGGCUGGGACGACGAAACAGACAAGGCCAUCCGUCAGGCCAACAAGGCCGCUGCCAUGAGUCACGAUCCCGAAGCCUACGCCGCUGCACGCAAGAAGCUCAAAGCAGCCGUGCUCGAGUACUACAAGUUCCUCGACACGCUCACCAACUACAAGAUCCUCAACCGCACCGGCUUCGCCAAAGUCAUGAAGAAGUUUUCCAAGACGGUGGGAGUGCCGUGCACCGAUCUGUACUACAAGGAUCGCGUGGCGCCGACGAUCUUGGUCACGUCGGAUCGGGUGGAGAAGCUGCGCAAGGCUACCGAGGACAUCUACACGGCCUACUUUGAGCACGGCAAUCGAAAGCAGGCGCUCAACAGGUUGCGAGCGAGGGAGGAUCACACGACACAUCACUACAGCGUCUUUCGAAGUGGAUUUUAUCUGGGCAUCUCGCUGUGUGCUGUGGUGGCCGGGUUGAUAGAGGCGAUGAAACCGGACACCCAACGUGCCAUUCCGCAGUGGCAGGCUCUGUUGCGCGUAUACGGAGCCGAGUUCAUCCCAACGCUCUUCGCGCUGCUUUUCGGCCUCAACCUCGCUUGGUGGCACGCCGUACGCAUCAACACCGUCUUCAUCUUUGAAUGGGACGUACGCACCACCAUGGACCAUCGACAGUUCUUCGAGAUCCCCGCCCUGCUCAUGCUGUUUCUGUCGUGCUGCUUCUGGGUGUCGUUCGUCAACCCGUUCCCGGGAGCCAUCGAACCGACCGUGUGGCCUACGGUGUGGUUGGUUAUCGUGGCGGUGGUGCUGCUGAACCCGUUGCCGAUCUGGAUGCCUGCGAGCCGGGCUUGGUUCGCCAAGAGUUGGGCGAGAGUGUUCACCGCCGGUUGGAAGAGGGUCGAGUUCCGGGAUUUCUUCCUAGGCGAUGAGUUGAACUCGGUGGCUUGGUCGAUGAGCAACUUCUGGUACAUCGGGUGCGAGUGGAGGCACGAUUGGGAGUUCCCGGACAGGUGUAGUCCCAACAGCACGUACUGGACGGCGGUGCUGUUGUCGGUUCCGGCGUGGUUGAGGCUGGGUCAGUGUAUCCGACGUUGGAUCGACAGCGACUACCGCACCCACCUGCAUCUCGUCAACGCCGGCAAGUACUCUAGUGCGGUGCUGAACAACUUUAUGUACAUCCACUACCGACGCAACGGCUCAUACGCUGGGGUGGAUCGAGCGCUGUGGAUUCUGUUCGCGACGAUCUACUCGCUCUGGCACAUCGCUUGGGAUCUGCUGAUGGAUUGGUCGCUGCUCAAACCCAGAGCCAAGUACUUUCUCCUCCGAAACGAAAUCUCCUUCCCACAAACCAUCUACUACGUUUUCAUGCUCGUCGAUGUUAUCGGUCGAUCCGUCUGGAUCAUCUACCUGCUUCCGGGGAGCGCCACGGUGACCCUGCGAUCGUUCCUAGCCGCCUUGGUCGAGAUGAUCCGCAGGGUGUGCUGGAACAACCUUCGAGUGGAGAACGAGCAGAUCGGAAACACGGAUUCGUUCAAGAUCAUGCGCGAUCUACCGCUGCCCUAUCGGCAGAAGCUGAUGGACGAAGGGGAGCUGUUGGGGGAGUCGGGGAACGAGGGAGUGCACAAGACGGGCAUUUUUUCCACCGUCAAGCUGGCCAGUCUGAGGAAGAAAUCGCUCGCCACCACCGCUUCCCACCAAACCCACGAUCUCCCCCAGCAAGAACACACGCAAACUUCACCAGCGCUAGACGUCAGAGGAGACAAUACGCACGCCCAAAAACGAGCCUCUCUCAUCGAAGGAUUACGCAGCAAAUUGGUUCCCGAUGCCAAGGGAGAGCAUUACGGAAAGCAACUCGACGAAAGAGCUGCGACGAAAGGCGAUACGGGGCGAGACUAUGCUCCUAGACGACACGAGAGUUUGCCCGGGUAUGUUGAUGUGGACAGCGACGAUGAAGAGGACGAAAGCGAGACGACGGCGGACGAGGCGGCGAGGGAGAGACCGUCGAUGGAGCAGCGAGGGUCGAUGGCUGACCUGCCGAGAUCGCCACCCAGAGCGAGAUCCAGAGGUUGA